Messenger RNA from Neopsephotus bourkii (Bourke's parrot), 2724 nucleotides. RefSeq names its product cytochrome P450 1B1. Gene Ontology annotation, biological process: progesterone metabolic process; hormone biosynthetic process. Gene Ontology annotation, molecular function: steroid 17-alpha-monooxygenase activity; iron ion binding; heme binding. The record is from RefSeq and is a predicted model, not a curated record. NCBI's taxonomy places the organism in Eukaryota, Metazoa, Chordata, Aves, Psittaciformes, Psittacidae. The transcript has 3 exons. The coding region runs from base 119 to 1762 and encodes 547 amino acids.
CUAAUGAAUUUCCCAGAAGCUGGGAUCUGAACGUUGCCAUCGCCGCUCUCCUCCCGGGGCUGCCUGUUAGAGCUGCCGCUGGCUGCCCGGUUCCUCUCCAUCCUCCCCGAGGUCGCUUAUGGAAGGAGCGUGCAACAGCAUGGCCCUCGAGAAACUCGGGGAAGCCCUGGGAGGCAUCCCCCCCUUGCAAAGCUCCCUGCUGCUCCUCCUGUGCCUGCUCACCGCUAUCCACCUGGGCAAGUUCCUCCUGCAGCAGCACCGGAGGCAGGGCCAGCGCCAGGCGCCGCCGGGUCCCUUCCCCUGGCCCCUGAUUGGCAACGCGGCGCAGCUGGGCAGCGCCCCGCACCUCUCCUUCGCCCGCCUGGCCAGCACCUACGGCGCCGUGUUUCAGCUGCGCCUGGGGCGCUGGCCUGUGGUGGUGCUGAACGGGGAGAGCGCCAUCCGUCAGGCGCUCGUCCGCCAGGCGGCCGCGUUCGCGGGGCGGCCGCCGUUCCCGUCGUUCCGGCUGGUGUCGGGCGGGCACAGCCUGGCCUUUGGCGGCUACUCGGAGCUGUGGAAGCUGCACCGCCGGGCGGCGCACGCCACGGUGCGCGCUUUCUCCACCGGCAGCCCCGGCACCCGCCGCCUGCUGGAGCGCCACCUGCUGGGCGAGGCGCGGGCGCUGGUGGCGCUGCUGGUGCGCGGCAGCGCCGGCGGCGCCUUCUUCGACCCGUCGCGGGUCCUGGUGGUGGCUGUGGCCAACGUGAUGAGCGCGCUCUGCUUCGGCCGCCGCUACAGCCACGGGGACGGCGAGUUCCUGCGCCUCGUGGGGCGCAACGAGCAGUUCGGCCGGGCGGUGGGCGCCGGCAGCCUGGUGGACGCGCUGCCCUGGCUCCAAAGCUUUCCCAGCCCCGUGCGCGCCGCGUACCGCGCCUUCCGCGACCUCAACCGCGAGUUCUACGGCUUCGUGCGCGGCAAGUUCCUGCAGCACCAGCGCAGCCUGCGCCCUGGGGCCGCCCCCCGCGACAUGAUGGACGCCUUCAUCCGCCUGCAGCGGGAACAGCCGCUGCUGCAGCUCGAGCACGUGCCUGCCACCGUCACCGAUAUCUUCGGCGCCAGCCAGGACACCCUCUCCACCGCCCUGCAGUGGCUCAUCAUCUUCCUCAUCAGGUAUCCGAAUGUGCAGGCUAAAAUGCAAGAAGAAGUGGAUAGGAUUGUUGGAAGAGACCGUCUGCCAUGUGCUGAGGAUCAGCCUCGCUUGCCCUACAUCACAGCUUUCUUGUACGAAUCCAUGCGCUUCAGCAGCUUCGUGCCUGUCACCAUCCCACAUGCCACCACAACCAAUACCUUCAUAAUGGGCUACCUCAUUCCCAAGGACACAGUAAUUUUUAUUAAUCAGUGGUCAGUGAAUCACGAUCCAGCAAAAUGGUCCAACCCAGAGGAUUUUGAUCCAACAAGAUUCUUGGAUGAGAAUGGAUUCAUCAAUAAAGACCUUACUAGUAGCGUGAUGAUUUUCUCACUGGGAAAACGUCGAUGCAUUGGAGAGGAGUUAUCCAAGGUGCAGCUCUUUCUCUUUACCUCCAUAUUGGUGCAUCAGUGCAAUUUUAUUGCUAAUCCAAACGAGGACCCUAAAAUGGACUUUACCUAUGGGUUGACCAUUAAACCUAAGCCAUUUACCUUGAAUGUUACGCUUAGAGAUACUAUGGAUUUGCUUGAUCAGGCUGUCCAAAGACUGCAAGCAGAGAAAGCAGCCAGUGAAAAUCAGCUGUCAGCAAAUGCCUAAGCAACAAACCCUGCGUCUAAAGAUAAUCCUCUCUCUUUUUAGACUUAGUAAGUUACAGUUUGUUCUGGUGAGCUUUUUGGAAAACAGCGGAUAUUACAAGUUGCAAGAGCAAGAAGGAAAACUGCACAAGGUGUAACUCAGUCCUCUCUUAAAUUCUAAAAGGAAAGCCAUGAGAACAGUCUGAUAUAGUACAUAAUGAAACAUAUGCAAUUUGAAAGUAAGCCUUUAUUUUUUUCUAGCUUGUUCACAGAAGUUGCCAUUGUAAAGCGCUUUUUAUCUACUGACUGGUUGGAGCAUCUCCAGGAACUGUUUGUACAGUCCUUUCCCCGUCUCCAUGUACUGUGCCUUAACUCUAAGUUCACCUUUGAUGACUCCACAUCCCAAAGUGAAAUCUCUUAUUUUAAAUAAAGUAGCAAUAAUAACUAUAUAAAGGGUUGCUGAGAACACUGCAGCCUGCCUCUGAGUUCACUUGUUGUGACUGCUUGGAUGUACAUUAGUGCCUUGAUAAUACAUGUUCAAAUGAUUUUCAAUAAAAUGACAAUGUAGUCUUGCCUUCAGCAUUCCAAAGUGUUUACAUAAAUGGCUAAGAAAGAAGACUAAGAAAGAAGCACGUCUGAAAAUAAAAUUUGUAUUUUAAUAAUUUAGUAACUCAUCAUUAAGUUUUGAAAGAUCAAAUUUGAUGUCACCAAAUGGCAAGAGUGAUACAAACCAAUUGCUCUCUGUUCAUUAACCUAUCUGUUAACAAUGUAGAUAUUUGAAUUAAAAAGCCUUAUAAAGGUAUAGCUGAAGUUUAUAUUUAUCUAGUAAAGAGUUAAUAUCCCUGCUGCUGUGCACAUAGGUAAGUCAAGUCAAAUCCGCAUUGACCAAGGCUUUUAGAAAGGAGAAUUUGUGUUUUUUUGUAUUAAAACUCUGAUGCCACAAGCCUCAAGUAAAGUGUACAGCAAAUACACCCCUGCUCACUU